AGGCAGAGAGAGGACGAGCAGGCUAUUGAGUUUGUUGUUGGGUUUUGAUUUUGUGUUGAAGUUGGAAGAAUGGGAGAUGAAGGAGGUUGCAGGCCAUUGGGAUUCUUGUUGGGAUUGCCUUUUGCUCUAGUUGCAUUAGUUCUAUCUCUAGUUGGUGCUGUUAUCUGGGUUUUGGGGUCAGUGCUGAGUUGUUUGUGCCCAUGCUGCUGCUGUUGUACGGGCAUUGCAAAUAUGGCUAUGGGUCUCAUAAAGCUUCCUUUCAAAAUAAUUAGAUGGUUCACUGAUCAGAUCCCUUGUUAAUCCUCUGAUUUUUUUAAAUUUAAAUUUUUUUAUUUUAGUUUCCAUUUGGUUGUCUAUUUGAUGAUUCAUACAUUAAUUUGUUUGAUUUGUUUGUAUUGUAACCAUUAUUAGGCAUGGCAUUGACAUCACUAUAUGUCAUAUGAUGCAUUCAUUGUAUUUGAUUUUCAUAUGAUUAUAGCAGUUGAUAUGGACACUGAAUUUGAUUGAUCAUAGGAGAAUAA
Messenger RNA from Camellia sinensis, 521 nucleotides. NCBI's taxonomy places the organism in Eukaryota, Viridiplantae, Streptophyta, Magnoliopsida, Ericales, Theaceae. The record is from RefSeq and is a predicted model, not a curated record.